Ceratitis capitata (Mediterranean fruit fly) is the source of this 1572-nucleotide messenger RNA. Its product is annotated as probable serine/threonine-protein kinase cdc7. The record is from RefSeq and is a predicted model, not a curated record. Bases 1 to 1572 code for a protein of 523 amino acids. Lineage: Eukaryota; Metazoa; Arthropoda; Insecta; Diptera; Tephritidae. The transcript has a single exon.
AUGACGAUUGGUAGUCGUCAACCGCUGCUUUAUUUCUUACUGCUCAUUAUAUUGCUGCAGUGGUCCCAGGGUAUGGAAGACAAUGCUGAUGGAACUUACAGCAACAAUAACAACAAUUAUGACGACACAUUUUAUCAAGAUAUGAACUAUUACGAUACGUUAGCCAAUUCAAUUAAUUUCGAUGUCGAUAAAGCGCUAUUGCAACAGAAAAUUAAUGAUCAAGAACAAAUCGAAACGGAACAAGGCGAACCAAUGCAACCAUUUGAUGGUUUACAAAUCGACGCCGAUAAAGAGCAGGAUAUGUUGCAAAACAAAGAUAUCUCACAACAGUUACUGGUACGAGAGGUGCCAGAGUUUCGAGUAGUUAAUCGUAAACGCGAAACAGGUGAGAACGGUAACUUGCAACAUCAAGAUGAGGAACAGAGGGUGGCCUACACCUGUCAUGCACAAACGCCUGAGCAACAAGCGUGUUUAGAUGCAGCGGUGAAGGACACUAAAGAUACAAUUGAGCAUGUAACAUGCUUGAUAAAACGCAUGCGAGAACAUGCCGUGGCCAUUGUUAAGGAGGUCAACGAAUUGGAGGGAGAUUUUCUGGGCGCUUGUCGGGACGAACGACCCAAACUCGUUUGUCGAAAACGACCGCCAAGUAGGGGUAAAUGUAGAGGUCAUGCUGCUGUAGCUGAGGAAGAAACUGGCGGUGUUGGAUACAUAGAUGGCGUAAGUGGUUUCAAACGUAUCUAUGAUGAAACCGCACACGCGAUUAAUAGUAAUCAGAAUAAUCAGAAUGAUAAUGAAAACAUGAACAGCGCCGCAGCAAUGAAUGAACAAGGUAACGAAAAUAAUAACGGUAAUGAAAGCAGUGGAAACAGUCAAAAUGUCAAUACGAAUACCAACUCAAGGCCGAAUUCAAAAGGCGCACCCACAAAACCACGCAUAGUUGUCAAUGAAUUUGCUAUACCCAUGAAAACGGACAUAUCAGAUCUGCCGCCUAAUGAAUUCAUGGAACAGGCACAAUACGCCGUACAUGCUUGGAAGAAUCAGAUCGAAGAAUGCAAACGUCUGUUGGACGAGGCGAUGCUACGUGCAACACAGCACAGUUCCGGCGAUGGUGUCGAUAGUCCCAACACGAGUGUUCAGCAUAUUAUCAAAAUUGUUAGAACGCCCGAAGAGGCAGAGGGCGCACAUGAAGAUGAUGCCGCACCAGCAGCAGCGGCAUCAAUCACACCCGUGCGUUGCAGCAACUUCAAAGAAUGCUGUUUAACUAAUAAAAAUACUGAUAACAACAUUAACAAUGAUACUCCAUUUGCAUUGAAUAACGCGCGUAGGUCCGGUAUUGCAGCCUUAACGAGUGACAAAAUAAACGACGAAAAACUUAACACUUCGAAUGAUGUUGCCGCGAAAGCUGUGCAUGGCGAUAACAAUAAUGAUGCUGAUAUCGAUACCGAUAACGAAAUGAACGAUAGCAAUAAUAAUAACAAACGCAACGAAGGUUCGAAAAGGUGUCGCAGUGAGGGCAAAAAACAUAGAUCUUUACCGCCACUAUUGAGUGUGUUGCAGGGCAUGGGUUUUUGA